Messenger RNA from Symbiodinium natans, 444 nucleotides. The record is from the annotation of a GenBank genome assembly. NCBI's taxonomy places the organism in Eukaryota, Dinophyceae, Suessiales, Symbiodiniaceae.
AUGGCGCUUCGGGGACUUCGCAGUUGCCAUGAGUUCGGAGUGGCCUCUGCGAAGGAGGAACUCAAGCGAUGCCGCAAGCUCGCUCAGCUCGCUGGUGGCCUGCAUCCCGAUGUGUCUCCGGCAAGUACAAAGUCGCGCGGCAACUUCGUCGAGGCCGAGGCUUCGGCCGUCGAACCUUUCCCCACGCUCUCUAAAGCCAAGGUCGUUGGGGCGAAGCACUCCUGGGGUGGUGUGGCUGGCGUGGCGGCUGGUGCGGCUGGUGCGGCUCGUGCCUCGCCUGGCCUGACGUGGAUCGCCGGGACCGCAACUUCAACGUCGACCACUCCAAGCCAGGCGACGCCAGGUACUCCAAGCAAGAACUACCAGGGCCAGCCUUGGAAGUGGAGGAUCAAGGGGCCUCUGACGAUUUCUGCUCAGAAGAAGGGCAAAGGUUUCAGAAGAUAG